This is a messenger RNA of Pseudonaja textilis, 4336 nucleotides long. RefSeq names its product ZFX family zinc finger ZNF711 (gene ZNF711). The record is from RefSeq and is a predicted model, not a curated record. NCBI's taxonomy places the organism in Eukaryota, Metazoa, Chordata, Lepidosauria, Squamata, Elapidae. Gene Ontology annotation, biological process: regulation of hemopoiesis; regulation of transcription by RNA polymerase II. Gene Ontology annotation, molecular function: RNA polymerase II cis-regulatory region sequence-specific DNA binding; DNA-binding transcription activator activity, RNA polymerase II-specific; metal ion binding. Gene Ontology annotation, cellular component: nucleus.
GGCGAAGGAGAAGGCCGCGCGCGCUCCCGCCCGCCUGCCGUUUCCUAGCCCGAGCCUGUGAUUGGUGCAGGCCUCGGACCUGGCGGACCUCGAAUGCCAGGCCCCGAAAACUGGCAGCCGAGGCGGCCGAGUGUCCUCCGGCCUCCACCCCCGCUCGGGUCCGAGCCCGCCCGGCGAAGUUUUUGAAUGAGCCUCAAUGAUUAUGGAUCCAGGUGGUGGAAGUCUUGGCUUGCAGACACAAGAAUCCAAAAUGCCUCACACUAUGAUUAUGCAGGAUUUUGUGGCUGGAAUGGCUGGUACCGCUCAUAUUGAUGGAGAUCACAUUGUGGUGUCAGUCCCUGAAGCUGUACUGGUUUCAGACGUUGUCACAGAUGACGGGAUCACCCUUGACCAUGGCUUGGCAGCUGAAGUUGUCCAAGGACCUGAUAUCAUAACUGAAACUGACGUUGUGACGGAAGGUGUGAUCGUACCUGAAUCUGUCCUGGAAGCAGAUGUUGCUAUUGAAGAAGCAUUAGAUACCAGUGAUCACGUUUUAACUUCUGAUUUAAUCACCGAAACUGUUAGAGUGCCCGAUCAAGUUUUCGUAGCCGAUCUUGUUACGGGUCCUGAUGGACACUUGGAACACGUGGUUCAAGAUUCGGUAUCAGGGCCUGAUUCCCCCACGAUGGUAUCUGAAGUUCUUGUGACGAAUUCAGAUACCGAAACUGUGAUUCAAGCAGCCGGCACCGUUCCUGGAUCCACAGUGACCAUCAAGACUGAGGAUGAUGACGAUAGCAAGAGCACGUCUGAAGACUAUUUAAUGAUAUCUUUGGAUGAUGUUGGGGAAAAAUUAGACCACAUUGGAAAUACUCCUCUAAAAAUCAGCACUGAAGUUUCACACGGUGAUGUAUCUAAAGAUGAUGGAUUUGGCUCUGAAGUUAUUAAAGUUUACAUAUUUAAAGCCGAAGCUGAGGAUGACGUUGAGAUAGGGGGAACAGAGAUUGUAACGGAGAGUGAUUUUCAUAAUGGACACUCUGUAGCUGGAGUUCUAGAGCAAGGCAGCGUUGGCAGAGUCCAGCGAGAGAAGAUGGUUUAUAUGGCUGUUAAGGAUUCCUCCCAAGAGGAUGAAGAUAUUAGCUGUGCUGAAAUAGCAGAUGAAGUUUACAUGGAGGUAAUUGUUGGCGAAGAGGAAGCCAACUCACUUCCGGAUGCACAGCUUGAAGAUGCUGGUGUGAAUAAAACUUUUGUUCCAGUUGCCUGGGCUGCUGCUUAUGGGGAUGAUAGAAGACUUCCUAGGAAAUAUGAAGACUGUCAAACACCAGGAACAAACUUGGAUGCAAGAUUAGAGAACAAGAAUGGUAACACAACUCAGUAUCUCCAAAUCUGUGACAGCAUUAAUACGAACAGAUUGCUUAAGCAGAAGACUAAGAAAAGGAGAAGAGGUGACGCCCGCCAAUGGCAAACAGCUGUUAUAAUAGGUCCCGACGGACAGCCCUUGACAGUCUAUCCUUGUCACAUAUGCGGGAAAAAAUUCAAAUCCAGGGGAUUCUUGAAAAGGCAUAUGAAAAACCAUCCGGAUCAUAUGAUUAAGAAGAAAUACCAGUGCACAGACUGUGACUUCACAACCAACAAAAAAGUCAGCUUCCACAAUCACCUGGAGAGCCAUAAGCUGAUCAACAAAGGGGACAAAACGCACGAAUUCACCGAGUACACCAGGCGCUACCGAGAAGCCAGCCCGUUGAGUUCCAACAAACUCAUCUUGCGGGAUAAAGAACCCAAACUGUACAAGUGCAAAUAUUGUGACUACGAAACGGCGGAGCAAGGCCUGCUGAACAGGCACCUGCUCGCAGUUCACAGCAAGAACUUCCCCCACGUUUGCGUGGAAUGCGGGAAAGGCUUCCGCCACCCUUCGGAGCUGAAAAAACACAUGCGGACCCACACAGGGGAGAAGCCUUACCAGUGCCAGCAUUGCGUCUUCCGUUGCGCGGAUCAGUCCAACCUGAAGACGCACAUCAAAACCAAGCACGGGACAGACCUGCCCUUCAAAUGCGAACACUGUCCGCAGGCCUUCCCCGACGAGAAGGAGCUGCAGCAGCACACGGAACUCUUUCAGGGGCACAAGACGCACCAGUGCCCGCACUGCGACCACAAGAGCACCAACUCCAGCGACCUAAAGCGGCACAUCAUCUCGGUGCACACGAAGGACUUCCCCCACAAGUGCGAGGUCUGCGAGAAAGGUUUCCACCGGCCCUCGGAGCUCAAAAAACACAGCGAGACCCACAAAGGGAAAAAAAUCCACCAGUGUCGGCACUGCGAUUUUAAGACUUCCGAUCCUUUCGUACUCAGCGGGCACAUCCUCUCCGUUCACACCAAGGACCUGCCUUUUAAAUGCAAACGGUGUAAGAGGGGGUUCCGGCAGCAGAUGGAACUCAAGAAGCACAUGAAGACCCACAGCGGGAGGAAAGUCUACCAGUGUCAGUAUUGCGAAUACAGCACGACGGACGCCUCCGGCUUCAAGCGGCACGUCAUCUCGAUACACACCAAGGACUACCCUCACAGGUGCGAGUAUUGUAAAAAGGGCUUCCGGAGGCCUUCGGAGAAAAACCAGCACAUCAUGAGGCAUCACAAAGAAGCUCUCGUGUAGCACCCAGAGCCGCGGAAGACAAUGCGAUACGGGGAAGGAAAAACUCUCUUGAACUGUUUCUCCUGGUUUCAAAGCUUGAUCUUAAACCAUAACUUUGCAUUCUUUGUAUUAAAAGUCUUUAAAAAAAAAACAAAAAACAAGUAUUACGGUCGACUGGGUAUCUCAUAGCCCUAUGAUUGUUGCUUUUAGGAACCUAACAAGCACUAUAAAACACAGAGAGAUGAUGAAUGUUUGGGAAAGCUGCAGGAGAUCUUGAACGUCUUCUGUUGUUAGAAAGCGUUACAAAACAUUAUGAAGCGAACGAAAAUAUCAGUCCAAUUCCCGUAACUCUUUAGAUCAAUAACGCCAUUUGUCACCUUAAUGAAAACCAGAAGUUCUUUCAAAGUUGUUUUUGCUAGAAAAAUUAUACCACAAGCAGUUUCGAACAGUGAAGUUAGAUAGAAGUCAGUUAUGUAGUCCUUACAAUUUUUUUUUUUUUUUUAAGAAAAUUGUGCUGGGACAUAGUAUUCGAGAAAUGGGUCAAAAUUUUUAAGAUCUGUCUUUUUUUUUUCCCCAUUUUAAAGCAAUCAUCACAUUUCAUAGGUAAAACCUUUUGUUUUCUCCCUUUCGUUGUCAAUUGAGCAAUUUCCAAAGUUUUCUUUCAGAGCUGCUAAUCUAUUUUUUACUACAGGAUUAUCAUGUUGACAAAUACAGCAUUAUGUUUUUUUCCGAGAUCAAAAGUUUGGUGCUAGGGACCGAAACAUGUAUGUACAUAAUUUCCCUUUUUACCUGAAACUACAGCUGAAUGUUUAAUACGGCACAUAUAUUAACGAUUACAAGUAACUUUUGACCAACAUUUUUUUAAAAAAAAGAAGUGGAAAAAAAUGAUAGAUGCAGUUAUGGGGCACUUUUUUUUUCUUUUCUUGUGAGUUCACAACCGUCCUUAAGAGAGAAUAUCGAGGUAGAAAAACGCCAGCCGUUGGAAAAAUCCUAGAGAAUCUUUCAAAAGCAGUGUUUCUGGCGAGUCAGGAUCCAUGGCCCUGGCUUGCUAUUAAUUUUUUAAAAAAAUCAAUAUAGAAACAAAAAUUGCACCUUUUAAAAUAAUUCAUUACGAAACAUAUACCAUGCUAUAAACUUGCAUUCUCAAUCUGUAUGGAAGUUAUGUAUGCAGUAUUUAAUCCGAACAGUAAGCUGCCACUUGAGAGCAGACAUGGAUUUUCAGUUUACAGUGUAUACAUUUGAAAUACGCAUCCCUUUUAAACAAUGCUUUGUGUUAGCAUGCUGCAAAAAUGCCGCUUAAUAUAACAAGCUGGUCUAGGGCUAUUUAAUAAUUUUAAAAAAACCUUCAUAAAUGUUAUACAUACGUGUCCUUUUUUUAAAAAAAACCCGUUUUUAAGUUGCUUCAUGUUUGCACACAGCUGUUCACAUGAUAAAAUUGUAACUUUACUUCAUUCAUGCUACUAUAUUGUGGUUUUGUGUUUCAGAUAAUGUUCAUACUUUGUUUUUGCACCAGAUGAGAAUCAGUUCCUUGAGAAUAAUUUUUUUAUAUAUAUAUUUCCAACCUUCGGAAAGUUAACUUUGGGAAACCAUAGGAAACUACUUGUGUUUUAUGUGGCUGUAAAAAUGAUGUACACGCUGUAAAAUAAGAUUGUCACUGUUAUGUGGGAUUAUUAUUUUAAAAUGUGUUACUCAUUGUAAUGAGCAUACAAUAAAAUGCAUCUCUUGCACUCCAAA